GCAGGCGCGCAUUUCCCGUGGCGCUCCGCGACGCGGGCGAUUUGGAGGAAUGGCGGGCGCUCGGCCUUCCAAUUGCUGCAAGGAAUGCUCUUCUACAAGCUGUACGUGUGGCGGUGACAAGGGCAAGUGCAGCGACUCCUCUCUGUUGGGCAGGCGGCUCUCGGAAGACUCGAACCGUCACCAGCUGCUGCAGAAGUGGGCAAACACGUGGAACUCCGUGAGCGCGGACGCGUCGGUGGCCUGUGCAGAGCGGACGCGGCGCGAGGAGGCUGCGGAACCCGCCGAGGAGGAGGACAGGCCGCUGGUGUUUCUGUGCUCCGGCUGCAGGCGGCCGCUGGGCGACUCGCUGAGCUGGGUGACGAGCCAGGAGGACACCAACUGCAUCCUGCUGCGCUGUGUUUCCUGUAAUGUUUCUGUGGAUAAGGAACAGAUACUAUCCAAACGUAAAAAUGAAAAUGGUUGCAUUCUGGAGGCCCUCUCCUGCACGGGGUGCUCGCUCAGGCUUGGCUACGUGUACAGGUGCACACCCAAGAGCCUAGACUACAAGAGAGACUUGUUUUGCCUCAGUGUGGAAGCCAUUGAAAGUUAUAUUUUAGGGUCCUCAGAAAAGCAAAUUGUGUCAGAAGAUAAAGAACUUUUUAAUCUCGAAAGCAGAGUUGAAAUAGAAAAGUCUCUAAAGCAGAUGGAAGAUGUUUUGAAAGCCUUACAAACGAAGCUGUGGGAGGUUGAAUCAAAAUUGUCCUUUACCAGUUGCAAAAGCUGAAAUCUUCUAAGUGCCCCCACUCUGGACUCCCUGCUGAUGGACACUUCUUUCAUAUGUAGCAAUUCUGGUUAUCAUUUCAUUUCACGUAGAAUGGAAGGAGUUCUAAAGGGCUGUAUGUAUAUUCUCUUGUACUGAUCAAGUGAGAAGAAUUGUAGUACUACUUUACAAUAUAAUAAAUGGUAAAGAGAUGGUUAUUUCCUGAA
Mustela erminea (ermine) is the source of this 966-nucleotide messenger RNA. It is a transcript of the gene MIS18A, whose product is annotated as MIS18 kinetochore protein A. NCBI's taxonomy places the organism in Eukaryota, Metazoa, Chordata, Mammalia, Carnivora, Mustelidae. The coding region runs from base 50 to 763 and encodes 237 amino acids. The record is from RefSeq and is a predicted model, not a curated record. Gene Ontology annotation, biological process: CENP-A containing chromatin assembly; chromosome segregation. Gene Ontology annotation, cellular component: chromosome, centromeric region; nucleus; chromatin. The transcript has 5 exons.